CCCCUCAUGGAGCGGGUCCUGUUAACGAUCGACCAUAAAGAUUAUCUCGUGUCUUUUGGCUAAAUUAUAUAUUUACUAUAAAAUAACUAAUUUAUUGGCUCGAUUGACGAUUUGUGGUACAUUUUCACAAAUUCAAUGGCCAUUUUGUUGUUUUUGCUUUGAUAUUAAAUUCGCUUGUAUGUUAUUGCUCCUCUUUUGGUGUGUGCCUUUGCCUUCAUCCACAAACGACUACGACGACGACCAUUAUUAUUCAUUCAAUUGAUUUGCUUAAGUUUUUUCGUGCAACAAACAAAACAAAAUAGAAUUUUGUUUAAUAUCUCAAAGUGAAAAAUAAAACUUUAAUACAAGACAAAAAGGACAUCGCGUAUCCUUGGAGAAACAGACAGAAAAGUUGUAAUAAAAAAAAGGUUGCGAUGAAGACGAAGUAAAAACGAAAAACGAACAAGAAGAAAGAAAGGCAAAAGGAAUAUAGAAAAAGUUUUCCUAAACUGAUUUUGCAUUCUCUUUCGUAUUCUUGUUUCUUGUAGUGGGAUUUUCUUUCUUUUUUCUUUCCUUUCGUACAUUUCAUCACUAAAGAGGAACUACUGAUAAAAUAAAAAAAGAAAUAUCUGUCUGAAUUGAAUGAAUUCGGUUUCGGAUUGAUCUGCUUAAUGGCAAAGGUGGUGAAAAUCCUGCGGAAUGAACAUAAUCAACAAAUGAUAUUUAAAAAAUAAAUCUGUUCAUGAAGCAACGACAACCUGUGAGUAAGCAUUAAGGAAAUGUCCGCUCGAAAACCAUUGGCAAGGAUGGAAUCGUCUAUUACAACAGAAUCCUCUGAAAAGGAACAGUCAACUACAGAUACUCCUUUGGAUGCCGAAACAAAAGUAAAAACUUCUACCACAGAAAAUGGUGGAAAAUCAGAAAUUGAUAUAAAAUGUGAAAUGAAAGAAAUAGUAAUUAAACAAGAAAAACCAGAUGUCGAUGAAGUAAAGAGAGUUACUCGUAAUUCUCCAACUGUUCAAACUGCAUCGCCCUUCAAAAAGAACCCCAGUGACUCACAGGAACAAGAUUCAGCAACUGAAUCCAUUAAAAAUGAACCAGAUGAAGCAACGAAGGAAAAAAAAGAUAAACCUAUCACAUCACGUGGGCGACCAAGUAAAUCGUCAAGCCCAUCAAUAGCCCCAACAAAUAGGUUGACAAGAAAGUCAGCGAUGAAAGACUGGGCAGCAAAUACCAGAUUAACUCGGGCCAGACGAGUAAGUGCUGGAAUAACACCAAGACCAGAAACACCUCCCAGAAAAAAGAACGUUAGUAAAAAACAACAAGUUGAGCCGGCUGCCAAGAGAAAGCGUUCUAUUUCUCCGAAAAACCACUCUGAGGAACCAGAAGCCAAGAUAAUUAAAACAGAAGUUCCAGAAUUUGAUUUAGAUUCAAUAACUAUUAAGCAAGAGUUUUUGGAGAGCAGCGAAGAGAUGACUUCGGAUGUUGCUUCUGACAUUACGGACAUGUUUCCAGCAGAACCUUCAACAAGGAUCUCGCUUCGGGCGAGAAAAACUACCAUGUGCUAUUCCCCAACAACCAGAGUUACCCGAAAAGACAAAACAGAUACCAGGAAGAAAAGACAAAGUCGGGUUCGCCCAGAUGAAGACAGCAAAGAUUCUAUGGCGUCCUCGACUAUCGAAGAUGAUGCCACCGAGGCUACAAGUAGUAUUGGAGACAUAAGUUCUCUUUCUUCAAAAACAGAUGCGGUAGCAAAUGGCACAGAAAAUCUAACCGAUAUAUUACUGAACACUUCCAACCAAAUACCUGCCGCGGUGGAUGAUGCUAAAACUACAGAAAUGCAAACAGAUAGCAAUGAACCCACUAGUUCGGACCAAAAUGUGGAAGAAACACAAUCAACUGGUACAGAAGAUAACGCCACUGAAUCAAACGCUUCACAAUCUCUAUUAAACUCUGCAGAACAAAUUGAUAUUCCACUUAGUGUGGACACCACAGAAACACAAAAAGAAGAGAUACCUAGCACAAGUACUGGCGCUGGAACUUCAGAGCAAUCAAAUUCCUCUGACAAAUCGGCUUCUCUUAGUCCUGAAAUGGUGAGCGAAGGUGUCUGCGAAAUCAGUGUAAAACAGUUUUACAAAAAGCCCGAAUUUUUGGAAAAUAAUCUGGGCAUUGAAGAUGACCCAAAGUUGGGGGAAAUUGUUCAAAAUGUAGCCGAACGAAUGGACGAAACCGUUGAUCAAAGAAGUUUAUCCAAUGAUUCCAUUAAAGAAGGCGAACUUGUGUUCGAAGAUGAAGACGAAGAAGUUGAGAGCAUUGGAACGAUAAAAAAUGAUCAUGAAGAAGACGAUGAUGCAAAUAGCGUUAGCACUGGUUUUAUUUCUCCUCUGCUUGUCGAAGAGGAGGAGGAAGAAAAUGAAGAACAAACUUUUCUUAAUGGAGAAGAAAACUUUGAGGAAACAUCUGUGUCUGAAGACGUUUUACCUGAAGAAGAAGAUAAACAAACUUUAGAACCUGAAAAAUCAAAAAUUGAAGAGACCGAAGUUGAAGAAAUCAAAAUGAAAGAAUCAAAUUCAGAAGAGAUUGCACCUGCAGAAAUCGAAGCUAAGGUAAUAAUUUCCGAGGACAAGUUACCUGAAGUAUUAAAUGCUGAAGAUACAGGUUCUCAGGACAUUAAAACUUUAGAAUGUAAAGCUAAGGAUAUGGACUGUGUGGAGACGGAAACUAAAGAUAUUGAAACUGAAAAUAUCUCGAAGUCUCAAGUAGAGCCCCUAUGCAGUAUGGCUGUGGAAGAAGAAAAGACCAAAAUAUGUGAUAAGAGUGAUAUAAUAAAAGAUGAAAAAUCGAUAGAAGUUAAAAUAACAGUUGAUGAAAGUAAACCAGAACUUCCAAAGCAGGAGCAAAAACUUGAUGAAAAAAUGGAAGUUGAGGAACUUAAAAAUGUCGAAGUUGAUGAACUUAAAAAUGUUGAAGUUGAUGAACUUAAAAAUGUUGAAGUAAAUGAACCUAAAAGUGAUUUAAACGAGAACGAAGAAACCAAAAUUCCAAUUUACCAAGAAGAAAAUAAAGAAAACAUGGAGUUGUUAGGUGAAGCUGUUAAACCAGAAGAAUGCCAGGAAGAUUCAACCAAAAUGGUAGUUGAAAACGAAAGUUCGCCAGAAGAACAAGAAGAAUCUCCUUCGGAUUCUUCAAAAAAUUCAUCCCCAACAAAAACCGAAUUAGUUGAAUCCUCUGGAGAAGCCACAACAUCUUCGACUACAUCACCACAAUCAUCCAAAUCAUCGGGUGUUCCACGUACACCAGAGAAUGAUGAAAAACUUCGACAAAAAGAACGGCAUUUAAAAACCCUUGGUCUAUUAACCCACAAGGCUGCCGAUGAAGCAAUUAUGGCCAAGCAAAAACGACGCAAAUUUCUUCACAAUCUAAGCAACAAUAGUAGCUCGAGGAAGAAUGCAGUAAAUGCCUCAUCCAACUCAGGCAACUCGACGGCAGGUAACGGUCAAAACAAAUCCUCUCAAGAGUACACGGGCACACUCAAGACAAUAAUUAAAAUUAACCGUCAAUCAGGUGGUGGCAAUGGUAGUGUCAGUGAACCGAAGAAGGGUAAAAAUGGUGAUUCUAACUCGAAUAAGGCUAGUACAUCGGGGUAUAAUAAUCGUCGUCAAUCUUUAAAAAUGACAUUCCAAAAGGGGCGUGGUCGACCUGCGAACACAGAGAAAUGUGGAGAAAAUCCAUCUAACACAUCCGGAGAGGAGUCAUAUUAUACAAUUCAAAACGAGGCUGGAGGGGCAACAACAUCAACCGCAGCAGCAGCACCACCACCUGCCAAUGAAAACCCAGCUGCUGUACCAGCUACAUCGAAUCAAGGAAGGAAGUCAUACAAUAGGUCAAACACAUUGAAUACAACUGAUCCAACGCCACAAACCGACCACCAAGAAAAUCCAACAACAAGCAAAAAGGAUGAAAAAGAAGAGAUUCUCAUUCCGGAAAAAGCCUCUUCUUUCAAGUUUCAUCCAGGGCGGCUGUGCCAAGAUCAGUGCUAUUAUUGCAGUGGCAAGUUUGGACUUUACGAUACUCCUUGCCAUGUUGGACAAAUUAAAUCGGUGGAGCGGCAACAGAAAAUUCUUUCCAAUGAAGAAAAGCUUACAGUGGACAACUGCCUUUGCGACGCUUGUUUCCGUCACGUAGAUCGUCGCGCAAAUGUUCCUUCGUAUAAGAAGCGUCUAUCGGUACCAGGACGCAUUGAGACCACACCAUCAACAUCAUCAACAACUAGCGCAGCGACAACUACCAGUUCUGCUGCACCUAUGACAGACAAUCCUCCAGAGCAAGCGAAAGCUCAGCAGCUGCCAUCAAACUGCUCUGCUGCACACGUUUGUGCGGUACCUGAUUGUGGGAAGAAAGCGGCUCACUCGCUGCGUCGUAAGAGUAUAAGGAAGAGCAUAAAAAAAUCUUUAUUGAACUUCGAUAUGUCGGCGACCGGAACUUACUUAUACUUAUGUGAUAAGCACUAUGAAGCUGUUAUGCAAAGCACUGGAUGUGUGUUAUGCAAACGUCGUCUGGGCAAGAAUAAUAUGUAUCACAUAACAACGGACACUGAUCGACUUGAAAAAGCCCUUGCAGACAUGGGAAUACCAGUGACAAUGGGUCAAUGUACAGCUGUCUGUAAAUUAUGCCGAUACUUUGCAAACUUGUUAAUGAAACCACCUGAACACGGAAAGGUUCAAAAGAUCGAGUUUGUUAAAAACUAUCGUAAAAGACUUCUCCAAUUCUACAACAUUCACGAUAAAAAGGACACUUCGCAAGAUGAAGACAAAGACACAGAUAAAGAGAAAUCAGCGAAGAAACAAAAAACCUGCUCGACGGCUGUAAAUCAAGAGGAACCAAUAGAAACAAUCGAGUUGCCUCCAUCACCAACACAUUCAACAGGUUCAUCAGUAGAAAUGAUAAGCGAUGGAGGUCUUUUUAGUGGCGAUGAAAGUUCAACAGCAAAAAAACCUUCUGCUUCGGCAUCAAAUUCAGCUAGCAAUCAAAUGGUAUUGGAUAAUGAUGUCUUAGUAGACUAUGAUGUACCAAUGAUAUCAGAUACAUCCUCAACUGGAUCCUCAAAUUCGACAUCUCCUUCGCCACAGAAAAGCAGCAAGCAAGCUAAAGACCAACAAUCUAAGCUCAAGGCUAUUUUGCAAAGCGUUGGGACAUCGUUGGAAGACAGAAAUGACAUCUCAACUGCCCUGCGCUCUAAUCCAAACAUAUCAAUGCGAGAACUGUUCCCCGGAGAGGAAGACCUCGGUCUACAAUUCAAAGCACCCUUUGGGGGAAGAUCCUCACAGAGGACACCUGAAGGUUGGACACGUAUCAACACAUUCCUGCAAUACGAUGAGCCAACUCGACGCCUGUGGGAAGAUCUGCAAAAACCCUAUGGCAAUCAGUCAAGUUUUUUGCGGCAUCUUAUUCUUCUGGAGAAAUAUUAUCGCAAUGGUGAUUUGAUUUUAUCAUCAAAUGCUAGCUCCAAUGCAACCGUAUACACUCAAACGGUACGAAAUCGUCUAACCUCAUUCGAUAGUCGCAGUAGUUCUCCAUCAUCAGCAAAAGAACAUGAAAGUCGACCGCGAAGUUUGUCAGUUGAUAAAAUUCAAAGGCAACUUAGCUCGAACUCGGUAACUAUCAUUGCCCGCCCAAAGGAUCAACCGAAGGAACCUGAAAUAGCCAAACAAAAGGAUUCAAACCCCAGUGCUCCUUUAACUGUUUCUGCCUCAUCUGUACCGAACAGUCGAAGUAUUCUUAAGGCAAAUCUAGGUGUACCAAAAGGAAACAGUUCUAUUGAGAUUGUUUCAUUGAAUUCCACACCAAGCUCCCAAUCCAAUUCACCUCAAUCACCUAAUCGGUCGGGCUCAACCACACCGAACGAAGGAACUAUGUUGACAAAGCAGCAAAAGAUUCUGGCAGCUGCCAACAAACUAAUGAGUAACAAACGUGAUGCUUCUCCCACUCACAAAAAGCCAUCGUUUAACACAACUCCACCAGAGUUAAUAAGCUUAAAUAAGCGACCUGCACCUCCUGCUUCCAGCUUACAACAACAAAUGAAGCGACCACUGCUGCCAAAACCAAUGAAACCGCUUCCACCAAAUGUGGUGGUUCUACCAGAGACUCUUACAGCUCAGGAGAGACUCGAAAGCAAAAGUUGGCGACCAACACUCUUGCCUGUCACAACUUCACAUCAUAUAAACAACCAGCAGGGUCCGCUUUAUCAGACUGCAGAUGGAAGGCGUUUGCCUGCCCUCGUACAAGUGCAAUCUGGCGGAAGACCUUUCUUAAUUUCGAUUCAUGACUACAAUCGAAUGUGCAUUUUGCGAAGAGAGAAACUAAUGCGUGAUCAAAUGCUCAAAGGAAGUAAAGGCAAACUCAAGGGACCCAUCUUUCCGCCGGCAACUUGUCCGCCGAAUACCAAUAUCGGAAAACAACCAGAAUCAAAUCCUGCCUUGAUGUCGUUCAACAAGACAAUGCAAGCUGUGACUGCAGCUGAAAAUGCAGCAAAAAAACAACGCCUUCUGUUAGGCAAAUCGACAACAGUUUACGCCCCCAUCGCCCCUAAACCCAUACAAACUUCAACCACAACAACCGCAUUGGCGAGUGCUACGAUCACAUCACAAACACAAUCUCAAUCGCUUGUAAAACCCACAGGCGUCAGUGUGAAGCCAAUAAGUUUACUCUCCUCCACUCCACCAACUAAUUUAUCGCUUCAUCAAAGUUUAACGGGACAAGCUCUGCCACUUUUAAAACCCAGCAAUACGGCCACACUAACUGGAGUUCCUACAAAUUCCUGGUUGUGGAACAACUUCCCCGACCCAAAUCAAAUGCUGAUUAAUGGAAAAUCAACAGCAACAACAACAUCAACCUCGAAGGGACCACAAGCAACAUUCACAGCAAUGAAACAGCAAUCGCUAUUGUUGGACAAUAGCCUGAUGUCUAAAAUACCGAAAUCGUUAACGGUUAUACCGCAACAUAAACUAAUGCCAGCACAUCCACAAACUGGACAUAAUAUAUCUGGCGGAAGUAUCACAAAAUCAAAAGAAUGAAUUUGAAAAAAAAAAUUAAUUAUUAGUGCCUAUACACACAAAAUAACAAAAAAAGAAAAUAGGACUAAGCAAAAGUGUGUGGGAAAAAAAAACAGGUGAAUAAUUUUU
Messenger RNA from Episyrphus balteatus (marmalade hoverfly), 7160 nucleotides. RefSeq lists its product as uncharacterized. NCBI's taxonomy places the organism in Eukaryota, Metazoa, Arthropoda, Insecta, Diptera, Syrphidae. The coding region runs from base 759 to 7052 and encodes 2097 amino acids. The transcript is spliced from 8 exons. The record is from RefSeq and is a predicted model, not a curated record.